Molecule: messenger RNA, 438 nt
Organism: Diplodia corticola
Lineage: Eukaryota; Fungi; Ascomycota; Dothideomycetes; Botryosphaeriales; Botryosphaeriaceae
Exons: 2
Coding region: 1-438 (145 amino acids)
Source: RefSeq, a predicted model, not a curated record
AUGGAACGCCAGAACGAACAAUCCUCUCCCCAAUCUUGGGCUCUCACCGACAGUCUCCGCGAAGCACUAGACACCCGUGUAAAGUCUUUCCUGGAAACCCUCGACUCUUCCAAAACCAUGAACGCUUGGGGUGCCACUCCUCGUCGCGAUUCCAUCCUAUCCGAAUCCUCAGCCGCCGCCGAAGAGCGUGCAAAGACCGACUAUGAGGCCACCUCUACGAGCACGGCUGAGGAUCUCGCUCUUGACGCAGACCAUUCUCUUGACGCCCAAAUCAUGCUCGCCGAAACGGCCAUCCCAAAGUCGGCUGCAAAUGCGGAAGCCGAACAGGACAAGAUGCCAAGGGCUCACUCCUGCACCAUCGACGGCGCAUGUCUUCGCGACCUGUGGCUGAGGGGCAUGGUAACCGUCGCAGGCACCGCGCUGCUACUCCUCUUCUGA